This is a messenger RNA of Phanerochaete carnosa HHB-10118-sp, 912 nucleotides long. RefSeq lists its product as uncharacterized. The record is from RefSeq and is a predicted model, not a curated record. The transcript has 3 exons. Lineage: Eukaryota; Fungi; Basidiomycota; Agaricomycetes; Polyporales; Phanerochaetaceae. The coding region runs from base 1 to 822 and encodes 273 amino acids.
AUGGAUGACUACGAGAAUGAUUUAGACGCGGAGUCGUUGCAGGCACAAAUCGACAUGUCUUUGGCCCAUACACAGAGCCUGGUCUCUUCGUGGCUUAAGCCGAAGUAUGGCUCUGGAGGCUCCAGUAGUUCGCGAGUGAACCAGGAGAAGGAGCUCGAGGAGCUCAUGAAGAGACCUCCAAGGCUAGGAGUGGGCGCACCCAUACCCACUUCCACCGGGGUGGCAAGCCACGAAGCCAUGAAGUUAAAGGGCAAGCUGACGGGCAAGAAGCGCUCCAGGGAGGAAGAGGAUGUAAAGAUGGCUGAAGCAUCGGAUGAAGAGAGCGAGAGCAGAGCGCGAGCUAUACAAAAGAAAGCUAAGCCGGACCCAUUCGCGCCAAAAGCAAAAAAGCAAAAAGCCAACGCACCAGAGGUUGUACCAAUCCCCAAUAAGCCUGUGUCUAAGAAGGAGGCAAAUAAAUUAGACAGUCUGGAAGCACCCUCGAAAACAAAAAUGAAGGGUACAGUCGCGAAUGCGCCAUCUACAACAGCUUCCAAGAAGCAGGACAAGACAGCUCGGAAUAAACCAGACACACCGACAAACCAGGGGUCGAAGUCUGCAGACGAAGACGCUAUGGAAGUAGACAAGAUGCUUGUCUCGCCUACGUCUUCAUCGACUCCUCCACCUGGUGACAAGCCCGCCAGUAAACCCACCCCGCAAGGGAUUCCCGUAUUGAACCUCGAUGGUCCUCCGCCUGCAAUAGAUUCGUCACCAUCUAAAAAGAAGCGCAAGAGAAGCAAGAAAAAGAAAAAAGUUAGCCAGUCGAGGAACGCGUCGUCAUGAUUGCUAGCUGGGCAUGCUCCUUCAGCAUGCUUUCCUGCUGGACGGAGGUCCUGAUCGGCGCUAUCUUGGUUAACUACCGUGAGUACUGCC